AUGGGGCUGCCUCGGAGGGCAGGGGACCCGGCGGAGCUGCGCAAGAGCCUGAAGCCGCUGCUGGAGAAGCGGCGCCGCGCGCGCAUCAACGAGAGCCUGAGCCAGCUCAAGGGGCUCAUCCUGCCGCUGCUGGGCAGGGAGAGCUCCCGCUACUCUAAACUGGAGAAAGCGGACAUCCUGGAAAUGACCGUGCGCUUCCUGCAGGAGCUGCCUGCGUCCUCCGGCCCGACGACGGCGCCCACACCCUCCGACAGUUACCUCGAGGGCUACCGAGCGUGCCUGGCGCGCCUGGCUCGCGUGCUACCCACCUGCCGCGUCCUGGAGCCUGCCGUGAGCGCUCGCCUGCUGGAACACCUGCGCCGGAGGGCGGCCAGCGCCACCCCCGACGGCGGGCGCUCUGGGGACCCCUGCGGCCCGCCAGCGCCCUCCCCGCCGCCCGCCCCCGUGCCCUCACCACCCGAACCUCCCCGGAAUCCGGGUCUCUGGAGGCCCUGGUAGCCCCCAGGGCCGUUCUACGGACCCUGCUGACUGCGCGGGAUCAGGAGUGCUGGACAGACUCAGGAAGCUCUUGGAGGCGGCUCCCGUUCCCACCACGACGGACAAGCCUGGUACUUACAACCGGGGCAGAUCCGGAUGUCUGUGAUCUGUGCUGGCAGACAAGUCCACCGGGACUCAGAAAAUAAGGGGAGAGGCCCAGGUUCAGCCCCAGCUUGGGAUGUCUGGGCUAGAAAAAACCUCCUGCCUCAGCGGGUGGAAGGGCUCGGGAGCUGGGCCAGUCACAGCUGCCCCCGAAGCCCACACACCUGCCCCUGCGCUGGCAGCAGCCCAGGGGCUGGGCCAGGAGCUCACCUGAGCCAGGUGCAGCCAUCUGCUCUGACUGGUCACUGCUCUCCCAGCCCCGCAUGAGUCUGCCUCCUCUCCAGCUCAUCCUGGGAACCUCUGGGCAGAUGGCAGCAGUUGCCUGAAGGGCUCUGCAGGUGGGGGAGACUUGACCUCCACUCCUGGCUUCCUGCCUAAAGCUUCCAGUUAAUUAUAGGGACAGGAUGCCACCAGGGCUGUGUGCCUAGAGGUGGGGGCUUCCUUAGGUAGGCUCAGGAAGGAUUUAUUCCCUCAAGCACUAAGUUAACACCUGUGCACCGCACACCAAGCCCCAUGGUCUUGGGGUGUGAAGAGGGAUGCUACAAGAGUGAGGAUGCCCUGUGGCCUGGAGGAAGCUUGCUGCCUUGAAGGGCCGGGCCUGGGGCCCAGCACAGAGCUGGUGCUGAUGAGGUUAGCCUGGGGCAGCAGAAACUCAGAGGAUGACAUGGCAGGUUGAGGAACAGGAGUCCACUUUUCUCAUUUUCUCUUUUGAACUGCUCUCUGCUACUGUCAGGACAGAUAAGUGGAAGCAACUUGUUCUGAAGACUUUUCUUGCUUCCCCAUGGAAGCCAGAGAGACUUUGAAGGUCUGGAGGGGAGGGGGAGCUGUGGAUCCCAGCAGUGGGUGCCAGGUAAUCACCUGUUUCCGCCCCUCCCCCCCACUCAGUCAUGUUCCCAGCGUCUCCUGGGGCUUCACGGAGCAUUUAUGGGAGAUGGGCAGUCCUCCCUCCCCAUCCCCAGUCCAACAAGCCUGUGUGAGGGACUGGGGCACUGGGGGCAAGAAGAUAGAGCUGAUGGGGGGGUCAUUAAAUUGAGCUAUAUGCCACAGAAAUCCGUGAUGACCUAGACACUGACUCCAGUGGCAGGUUUUGGGGAGGCUGCGGGCAUCAUUGAAGAAGUCAAUGUUAAGACAGGAGGGUGAGCUCCUGGCAAGGUGGGCCAUCCUACCACCUGUCUGGGGCAGCUGGCUGGACUGUAUGCUCCUGGAGGGCAGGGCUGAGGCCAAGUGUACCUCUUUGUCCCCAGGGAACUUGGCACAUGGCGGGUGCUCAAUAAACAUCAUGAGCUAAUAAACA
This is a messenger RNA of Odocoileus virginianus texanus, 1933 nucleotides long. It is a transcript of the gene HES2, whose product is annotated as hes family bHLH transcription factor 2. Gene Ontology annotation, cellular component: nucleus. The record is from RefSeq and is a predicted model, not a curated record. Gene Ontology annotation, molecular function: DNA-binding transcription factor activity, RNA polymerase II-specific; RNA polymerase II cis-regulatory region sequence-specific DNA binding; protein dimerization activity. NCBI's taxonomy places the organism in Eukaryota, Metazoa, Chordata, Mammalia, Artiodactyla, Cervidae. Gene Ontology annotation, biological process: regulation of neurogenesis; regulation of transcription by RNA polymerase II; anterior/posterior pattern specification.